AACCGCGAACAGCCUACUCGUAUUUGGCAUGUUGUCGACCAUCAUCCACCGCAAAGCCGGUUUGGAAUGUGUCCCCUUGCUCCUCCCCAGUAGUCACAAGCAGCUGGCGCGGCCCCUGCAACUUGGUUAUCAAGGCGAAAGCAGUGCCCUUCAGUACUAGUUCCUUUGAGAAUCUGAAUCAUUUAACUGCCACCACAACUGACAUCACUUUCAAGACAAAAAUCAUGCCCAGUCUUGUCCCCCCGACGGCAAGCGCAAGUAGUAACAAGAUUGCGGUACUUACUACGGCCGCGGCCUCCACGUCUGUCGAUGUUGUUGCACCGGAUAUUACCUCCUGCGGUGCAGGAGCCCCUUCCACAAUCACCUCCAAUGACGCAGCUACACCGAGAAUAAAGCAGGACGAACAUCAUGAUCGUCAAGAAAAUCCGAUCAAGCGCAAAGCUUCCGCGGAGAUAGGGAAGGGAAAUUUCACUGCGACAGAAAACAGAAGCCGGAAUAAAAAAAGCGCGACGACUGUAGCGACAAAUCAUGAAAUGAGCAAAAAGAAAAAUCCGUGGUCCAACGAAGACAACACCGGUGUGAGCAGAACGUACUUCCAGCAUUUUUACCACGAUAUUCUGGAAACGCAGAACGUGGAGAAGUUCCACGAUUACUUCACGGAGGACUGCGAAAUUUCGAUCAACGGAAUACAGUACGACGCAAAAGGGUUCACGUCGCGGAUGGAGUGGCUUAUUAAGAGGACAAGUCCCCCCUUCCCAUAUCAAAAUGGAAGUCUGUGAUGCGGGAUUUGUGUACACAAUUCAUUUUGUCAUGCUAGAAGGGAACUGAUGCGGACAGUGGUGCUGGCAGCUGGCGUAGGAAUGCCUCGCGGCCUGAGCAUGACAGGAAGCAACUGGAAACGGGAAACAGCAUGACCAAUUGCCUGCAAACGAGGGUGGAGCAGCUGCGUCUCUUAGCCUGCUAGCAACACAAGUCGACUUGUGUACUCAAAUACAGCAGCACAAAUCUCGUUUUCGCUAUUGGGAGGGGGAUUUUUCCUUGCGAUAUGGCUGCGAGAAAACACGUAUGAACUGCAAAAGUAUCGUACUCGUAUAAAUGCAUGACAAAUUCCCUCAGCAUGAGAAAUGAAAUUUGUAAUGCGGAUUUACGUUGAGAAAAAAAAUUGUAAUGCAUGAUUGCAAUACGAAUACGAUGCUUUUGCACAGGAUAACACGGAGUGGAUCAAGGUGAAGGUUUUGAACAGCUCCGUGUCUAUGGAACUGUCAGAAUCGAAACCAACAAAAUCGAAAUAAUUUGUGAUGCAUGAAAUCGAUACCACUUGGAGCCCCAGUUUCCAAGUGGCGCAUGAGAAAUUUCGGACGCUGCACCAACAUCCAGUCUGCCAUGCUGUUUGGGCAAAGAAGACUGCUCUUGUCAUGCUGCUCUGGCAGGAGCACAUCGGCUUCGCCUAAAGUAGAGGCUUGCAAUUGGUCUCAUUUAUUGCCUGCUUCCCAAUACAGGCCUUGCGUGCCCUACAUUUCAUGCAUUUUCGAUUUUGUCGAUUUUGUCGAUUUCGAUCUCGAUCCUGACACUCCCAUAGUGUCGAACUGCGGGUUGAAAAUUUCCGACGCGCACGAGUCGGUGGGGAUGAAAAAAGUAAAACGUGCCAGUCAAGAACUACCGGACCGGACGUCGGAGAGUUGUGAGUCCUCUUCUAGGAUUUCUUCUUUCGUGCGCGCUAUGGUGCUGCAAAUCAGUGAUUUGUGUCCGCGGACUUUUCGCAUCCGCAAGUUUUUUGAUGCCACCUACCAUCCGCAGGAUCAUGUUAGUGCGGCAAGAAGUGGCGUAGUAGUAGAAGGUGGUGCCGUGAACGCUGAGACGGGAGUAGACGACGUGGUCACGGAACGGAUGGAGACAUCUGCGCACGCGCGAACAGGAGAACCCCGAUCUGCAUCUAGUGUGCAGACGGAACAGCAUUCAGUUUCAGCCUCUGAUUCUUGUGUUUGUGAUAAGGAUCAUCUCGUCCCAGCAGUAGAACGGGGACAAGAAGAAGCUUUAGCACGAAAAACCUCUUUUUCCCUUCCUGGGUGUUGAAGGUUAGGUGAUACAUGAAAAGCGCAGCUGCGACAGGCUCGGUUUUCCGUAGCCCCAUCGCCAAAAUCGCCAACCGCAGGGCUGCAAGCUCAGCGAUUGGCGAUUUUGCUGGGCCAAUGUUCUUGACUAGAGAACUCUUCUAGUCGUGUACUAUUACUUACAGUUGAGAAUCAACAGCAACAGGUGGCACCGAUCACAGAGCGUUAGUUUAUUGUGAUAGUGAAAAAUGAUGAUGAAGAGUACGUAUACGAAGAAUGUGGAUUACACAUUCAAAGACACCUUUGGUGUAAAUGCGCCACUCACGUCGGACUCCGAGAAAUAUUCAAAAAAUGCAUGUGAUUUUCAAAUUAUGUGAUAAGGACGAUACAAAGAGAAUCAUAUUUGCCCCCCUUGCAGCACGGGCGCCACGGCCGCCUCAUCGCGUGCGUCGCGUGGUUUACUUCGCAAGGAACGUUGAAUCAGAAAUAGGC
Molecule: messenger RNA, 2543 nt
Organism: Amoebophrya sp. A120
Lineage: Eukaryota; Dinophyceae; Syndiniales; Amoebophryaceae
Source: the annotation of a GenBank genome assembly